UCAAAGGCUGGGACUUUAGUCCGGUCGCCUCGUGAACGCGCGUCCCCCGUGCACGAGCAGCCCUGUUUGUUUGUGUUGAGAGAUUGGAAAUGGCGGAGAGCAGAGAGGAGAGCGAUAACUUGGUUUAGCAAACGCAACUGCACCGCCACCGACACGCACAAACCCGCGAGCGUGAUCCACUGAGUCCCCCGCCAUUCGCUGCUGCCGACCGGACUCGCGUGGCCCCCACGGACGGCGUGAAAAACGGAUAUUUGGAGCGAGAUUUAGCAAAAGCUUGGCUAGCUGGCUGAGCUAACCGAGCUAGCAGCCUGGCUAACUUCACGUCGUGUGUGAUUUCGACCACGCAGGCUUGUUUGUCAACAAAAGCUGACGUUAAAUUGACAGCGAGCCAGCUUACAUACAACUUCUGGAAAGUUUCCAGAUUAACCCACGCGUGUUUUUAACAUGGUCGCGACGCUUGACCGCAGUAUUAUCAACCUAAAGUAGGAGAGGAUAAAAAAAAAAAGUGAGACAGCUGAGUGAGUAUCCUUGCUGCGACCAAGCAGUAGGUUAAGCUGGUUAGCCAAGUUAGCCGACUGGCAUUGGUUUAAGCUGGGAAGUAAUCAACGGAACCGGACGGAUCUGCGGAACCAAGCCGAACCGGAGCCCGAACAGAGGCCGGCUGGCUUCUCCCUGCACCUGGGAUGGUGCCAUGUGACGGUACGGCGGCGGAGCCCUAACCUCGCCACCGGCGCUCCAUCACCUCGACUUUAAGCCGUUCGCCCUCCAGUGACCUCACCUGCAGAGUCCCCUUCAUUCCUUUUAUCUGUGGAGAGAGCCCAGAAAAAGGCCCCCAAAGCCACCACAUGACUCAUUCACUGGAGCCCUAGACCAAGUAGAUCAGUCUAAGCUGAAAAUGAGUGCGGUCGGGGAAAGCCCCCUGGACCCAGCCACGCCAGAGUCACGCAAGAGGAAGGGCUCGCCAUGCGAUACAUCGGGGCAAAGUGUGGAGAAGCGGAGGCGGGAGCUGGAGUGCCGCUACAUCGAGGAUCUGGCUGAGCUGGUGUCGUCCAACAUGGGCGACAUUGCCAGUCUGAGCGCCAAGCCAGACAAGUGCCACAUCCUGAGGAGCACCGUGGACCAAAUCCAGCAGAUCAAACGGCGGGAGCAGGAGAAAGCAGCUCUUCUGUCUCCAGACGACGACGUGCAGAAGAGCGACGUCUCCUCUAGCAGUCAGGGUCUGGUGGAGAAAGAGGCGCUGGGGCCCAUGCUGCUGGAGGCCCUGGACGGAUUCUUCUUUGUGGUCAACCGCGAGGGCCGCAUCGUCUUCGUUUCUGAGAACGUGAUCGGUUACCUUGGCUACACCCAGGAAGAGCUGAUAAACUCGAGCGUCUACACCAUCCUCCACGUGGGAGACCACAAUGAAUUUGUCCGCAAUCUGCUGCCUAAAAGCCUCGUGAACGGAGCACCGUGGCCGCAGGAAGCCGGCCGCAGGAACAGCCACACCUUUAACUGUCGCAUGCUGAAGCGGCCGCCGGACGAGGCGGACGCCGAGAACCUGGAGGCGCGGCAGCAGUAUGAGAUCAUGCAGUGCUUCACCGUGUCGCAGCCGCUGCCCGUCCAGGAGGACGGAGACGACUUGCAAAGCUGCCUGAUCUGCAUCGCCUGUCGGAUUCCACGCACCGAGUCUUUUAUUACAAAGCAGGACCCGGCAGGGAAGAUCAUCUCCAUAGAAACCAGCGCUCUGCGUGCGACAGGCCGGCCUGGCUGGGAGGACCUGGUCAGGAAGUGCAUCUACGCGUUUUUUCAGCCGCAGGGAAAGGAGCCCUCGCAUGCCAAGAAGCUGCUGCAUGAAGUGAUGGCCCACGGCACCGCCAUCAGCCCUCUGUACCGAUUCACGUUAAGUGACGGGACGCCGCUCAGCGCUCAGACUCGCUGCAAGUUCUGCUGCCCACCAAAACCCGACGUACAGCCCUUCAUCAUGGGCAUCCACACUAUUGACAGGGAACACAACACUGCUAGCUCUCAGGAAAACACUAACCCCAGCCUUCCUCCGACCCCCAGCAGUAUUGCUCACACCCCGUCCCGGUCCCCUUCGCUCCCCCCCGGCAGUAACUCAAACCAAGGCUCUGUCCUUCACGCCAACAACAGCGGACACAACCCCCCCACACCAACAGGCUACCUUACGCCCAACCGGACGAACUGCCCCCAGGAGGUCAGCAGUCCCUCGGCUCUCAGCAGCCCUCACACAGCCACCUCUACCUCGUUUAUGUCGCCCAGGAUGCCGCGAGCCAGUCCAGGGCUGGGGGGAAGCCCUCGGGUCCCGGGGAACCCCUUUUCCCCCUCCACGCCGGGGCUCCAGUCCCCUUCGGGGGCACUGAGCAGCGGUGGGUCGGCAGGCUCUUUCCCCCUGUCGUCUCCUGGACUUCAGAGACAAGCCAGUAUGCCCACCGGCUCCUCCACUCGCCCGCUGUCGGCAAAGCCCCAAAAGGGAGCGGGAGACGGGGGAGAGGACUCGAAUAAGGCCCCCCUUCCAUCUGCCUCACCACUGGGGAACCCCAGACUCAACCAGCUCCUGGACAGCAGUGUCACAGGAGCUGAAUCCAACAACAACAACUCAUCACCUCAUCCUCCUCACCCCUCCCUGGGUCCUCAGUGCCCCGCUUCCCACAGCAGUCUGACGGAGCGGCACAAGAUCCUGCACCGGCUGCUCCAGGACAGCAGUCCCAACGACGCCGCCUCCACCGCCGCCGCAGAGGACGGAGGGAAUAAAAAUGAAGUUGAGAUCAAGAAGGAGCCGCCAGUCAGUCCGGCGCUGAGCACAGCGUCCCACAAGUCCAACCCCAGAGAGCCGCAGGACCACCAGUUACUGCGAUUUCUCCUGGAUACGGACGAAAAGGACUUGGGCGACCUUCCCCCUCCGUCAGCCCUGAGCCUCCAGACGGUCCGGGUGAAGGUGGAGAAGAGAGCCAGUGGCGACGGCCUCACCUGCUCGGGUUCGUCCAUCCCAGCCGGCGGGACGCCCAAACUACCAGGAGUCCCUGUCGGCUCGGCUGGCGCCAGCCCCAAAUCCAGUCUUCUGGGAGAGAACCGCAGAGACUCCACGUUACCUAUUGGACCUGCUGAUCCGGACGCUCUCAGCCAGCUUCUGCCCGGCCUCAGAGGUCCGCUCGGAGCCAAACAGGGCAGCGAGGAGUCUGUGAAUCCCGGCGGAGGCACACAGCUCCACUCUCCCUCCACGCAGCUCCCAGCUCUGCUCCAGUCCCCAGUGCCUCAGCUCCAGUCGCCCCUGUCCCAGCCUCAGUCUGUCCCCCAGCUGCAAUCCCCGUCGCCACAGCUGCACUCCCCGUCCCACCAGGUCAAGCUGCAGUCCCCCACUCACCUGCAGUCCCCCACUCACCUGCAGCCCGGUGAGGUUUGCACUCCCCGCAACGUAAAUGUGAAGAGAGAGCCGCCAGGGACUCCGAACAGAGGACUUGUUGAUGGCGUCCCGACCUCAGGCUGCAGCCUCCAGACACAGCCAUCGUUUGAUUUUUGCAACCCUGCCACUCCAAGCCAACAACAGGGAGACUUCUUCCAGACCCCCAAGGAUAGCAGUCCUUUUCCAGAGACUGAAGUCAUCAACCCUUUUGCUCCGAGUACUGGGCUGACGAAGAUGGAUGUGGGAGAUUCCCAGUUCCAGCCUCUGGCUCUGACUGACACUUUGUCUUUUGAUGGACAUGGAACUCCUUUACAAUCCUCAUUAGCGUCACCACAAGAACAGCGUGUGCCAUGCACGCUGGACGAAGAGCUGGGCCCGCCGACCACGCCUGAAGCCCGAAACGAUGAGAAGGCUCUGAUCGAGCAGCUCGUGUCCUUCCUGAGCGGGACGGACGAGAGCGAACUGGCCGAACUGGACAAGGCCCUGGGUAUCGACAAACUGGUUCAGGGUGGCUGCUUUGACCCUUUCCCCCAAAAUUUCCCACCCCAGCAAUCCACUGCCACCCCGGUUUCCAUGGACCCCAAACCGCUCUCCUACACCUCCCAGUUCCCUCCAGCUUCACAGGCUCCAUUUCCUCCAGAGCUGGCCGCGGUGGGGCAGCAGGGCGUGACAUUCGGAGUCCCCCGCGGGGCCUUCCCCAUGGGGCUGAGGCCUGGCAUGACCAGACCGCAGGGAAUGGGCCCCCAACUCAGGCUGCCACCCAACCAACUGCGGCUGCAGCUGCAGCAGAGACUGCAGGGCCCGCAGCAGCUCCAGAACCGACUGGCAGCCAUGAAUUCAUUUCCAGGAGGAUCCCAGCAAGUGAACAUGGGGGUCCGACAGGCGGUCCAGUUACCCCAAAUGUCCUCACAGCCGCCGCUGAAUGCCCAGAUGCUAGCGCAGCGUCAGAGGGAGCUCUACAACAUCCACCACCGGCAGCAGCAGCAGCAGCUCCUCCAGCACAAGGUCAGGCUCAUGAGACAGAACAUGGUGGCGGGCUCGCUGGCCGGGGGCCCGGGAACCCCCAGGGCACCAAAAGGCCCCCCAACGACGUCUCAGCAGCAGUUCAGCUUCCCGCCGGGGUUUGCCCCGAUGGCAGGCAGCACCCCUACCUCACCGAGUCACUUCAGCUCCUCUACGGGGGCCCCGUUGGACACCAAGAUGUCCGCCAGGGGGCCCCUGAGCAACCAGUCGCUGCUGGGUGGCUUACAGGGCCAGUUUGACGCCGGGAACCCAGGGCUGUUUCAGCAGUUUGGAGGAUCUGCUGCGGUGCAACAAGACCCCCCAUUUCCUCCUGAGAUGAGCCCCACAAGCCCAUUGUUAUCACCUCAGAACUCCACCUCCCAGAGUCCCCUGCUUCAGCAGGCACCAACUCCUGGCUACCAGUCACCAGACAUGAAGAGCUGGCAGCAGACAGGCCUGGGCAGCCUGUUCAGUCAGUCAGGACAGAGUGCAGGGCAGGCGUUUGGCCAGCAGGGGGUGUACAACAACAUGAGCAUCACCGUCUCCAUGGCGGGAGGCACAGGCGGCGUCAGCUCUUUACCUCCAAUGGGACAGGCGGUUGGGAUGAGCAACAGUAACCUCAACAACGUCAGCUCAGUGUGCAGCGACCAGCAGGUGCAGCAGGUCCAGGUGUUUGCUGACGUCCAGUGCACGGUAAACCUUGUCGGCAGCGACUCCUACCUGAACCAGGGCUCGAUGGGGGCUGCGGCUCCCCAGAAGGGCCCCGUUCCCCAGGGCUCGCAGGCCACCCAGGCCCAGCAGAAGAGCCUCCUCCAGCAGCUCCUCACUGAGUGACGCCCGCCCCAUCCCGUCAGCUCUCCCGCUCCCUCCCACUGUUCUUUACCGCCGCCGCUGCUUUGGAGGCCGGCGCACCAGACCCAUCGCUGUCUCUGUCUCACCUUUUGGACGGACCGGACGGAGUCAGCGGGUGUCGGUGGAGGGGCCUGGUCACUUCACCGGGCCAGAACCUAAAGGAGCAGCGGUGUUAUUUAAACCUGCCUGUCUAAUCUGUCUGACAACCUGUCUGUCUGCCUCAGCCUAUUAAAGGCAGUGUUGUCUUGCUGCUCAUUUCUCGGUGACCUACUUCCUGCUUCCUGACCCAAGACAAAACAACUGCGACGUCAUUGUAGAUUUGCCAGGUUUUCGUCACUGUCGAAUCAGGGCCGACCUCCUCUUUCUUUCUUCAUUUCUUUUUUGUUUUUUCUGUCUUGAUGACGGGAACUCCCGCACAUCCACAGCACCUCUUGCUUUUUAUCUCCCUUUGUUUGUCUCGUUUCCGUUCGUCUCUUUCUCUCUCAGCGAUGUGGGAAUGUUAAGGUUUCAGACCUCAGCGGCAUUGUGGGAUAGAAGCUCAGUAUCAGCUGGUUCUGGGACUGGUCCUCUCUAUCUGCUGCAGUGCCUGGUGGAAGUGCGAGUUUCUCCCAAGCUCUGCUUCUUCUUUUUUUUUUCUAUUCUGGUUUUAUUUUUUAUGUUUUGGGUUGUUUAAAAAAAAAAAUCUGCUCUCUCUCCGUCAUCAUCAUCAUCAUUACGACCUCCAGAACAAGCUUUGACACCAACCGGGACGGACAGAUGAAUGGGAGUCAGAGGGGAUGCUGCUCAGUUUUGAACUUAGAUGUCUUUCUUUAUUUUUUAUUUCUGUCAGAGUAUAAAAACAGACUGUUAUGAUUAUUUAACUCUUGUCCGUCACAUUUUAGCCUCACCUCAGCAGAUGUGAAUCCAGAAGUCCUCUCCUCCUCUCGUUCUCUUUCACGGUUCCUCUCAGCCUAUCAGUGUUGUUUGCCACGUGCAUCAUGCAGGCGGGUAGUAUUUGUACAUUACAGAAGGACAAAGACUUUGGGGGUGAGCUAACCUAUUAUCUUGUAACUGCUUUCCUUUUGAGAUAAAAAGAAAUGUAAUUAAUUGAAUACUCAGAAAAAGAAAAAUGUAUAAUUUGAUUCGAUCCAUUUAUUUUAUUUUAUUUUUUAUUAGAUUUAAAUAAGUUCUAAUAAUGUCUGCUCAUUUUUGAGAUUUUUUUGACAUAUUGUGACACAGCUACAUGUUGCAGUGGAGGAGGAAGUUAUUCCAGCUUCUAAAAAUGUGAAAUUUUAAGCAAUUUGACUUUGAAAAAAAUUAGAUAUUAGUGGCUCCCUGUUUUUUUUUUUUUCAAACAUGAAUAGUUUUAUUUUCCAGGGAGCUAGUUAGCCAUUUUUAUUUUGCUUUCUCCUGUUUUUGUACAAAAAACAGCACAUUUGUUUGUAACCAUUGUAUAAAAAUUAUAAUAAUAGCCCAAGUUGCAUCGUUUGCUGCCCCGUGCCGCAGCAAAUGACGCGCUUUCCGUUAUUGUUCCCAUAUAUAAUGAAAUUUAAGUAGAGGCUUUAGCGUUAGAACUUCCUAACAAAGAUUUGUGAUUGGUGAUUAAUUUAAAGAUGUCAGGAAUUUGAAUCGAGCUUUGCUCCUGUUUAAACCAUGUUCAUCCAAUCGGGAAUUCCUCUCCCUCCGCCUCUGAUGACGUCACUCCGCUGGCUGCUCACAUGUACAGUUUUCUGUUGACUACUGUUGAUCGGUCAUACACUGUCUCUCAAAGUCAUAACAGACAUAAGGAUUGAAAAUAAGGAAGAAAAUCCACUUUUUGUUAUAUAAAAACAUCCCUGCUGAGACGUUGCCUUUAAAUAUCUUAAAUUGUUGCAGACGUAGAAAAAAAAAUGCAGUUUUCAUUUUAUACUCAAAUGAAUCUGGAAGCAUCCAGUGGAAAAUUUGUGAAUUAUUAUUUCUCUUCCUUUCUCUCCUGAUGGAUUGGAGGUAAGAGGCGUCACAUUCACUCGAUAAAAAAUAAACUUUUACUCCAAUUCCAACCUAUUUCCGAUAAUUAGGUGAAAUGCGGCUUUUAAACCCUGAAAUAUUAUACAAAACUUACAUAAUGAUCAUAUUUCAAGUCGACAUUCCACUUGCCAACUCCUCCAGUGAUGCUGUGUGAUGCGUAAAUCACUUUGCACUGUUUGUCUAUUUCAAACCAAUUAAAAUCAACCCGAAUAAAAAUUUUGACUUAAAUUAAUUCAGCAAACCAACAGAAAUGUUCCUGUUUGGGUUAAAAUUUUUACCGUUUUUUGGGGAUAAAAGCCACAAAUAGGCUUAAUAUCAAUCCAUGUUUUACCUCAGUUGUGUUUAUAUUGGCAAACAAUAAACAGAAAACUCUGAACUCAAGCUAAAAUUGGACUCUUCUUGUCGUAGAUGAGAAAUGGCGUCAGGGUUUUCAGAAACCCUGACGCCUCCAAAUUAAAUUGAGAAAAUUUUUGCUUCACUUCGAUGCAUUACAGGUGUCCAAACAAGACAUUUAAUUCAGCAUGGAAAGAAAAAGCUGACAUUUUAGCUAGCUGUGUUUCCAUCCACCAUUUGACAUUUUGAAAAUUAAAUCGCUUAGUUUAGAAAAAAUAAAUUGGUUUUCAAUGGAUGAUGUCGGGGUUUUUUUUCCGGCCGUAUCAAAAUUUGUUUAUUUCGCUAAACUGCAACAGAAAUACUUUUUGCGUCACACGAGUCACGUGACCAACAACUGGAUAUUGACACUGAUGGAAACCAUGAAGAAGAACACAGGAAGUGAUAGGAGGAUGAUGAUGUUUCUUAAUGACUUACAGUAUCUUGUAAUAUAAUUAUUCACAUGUGAUUUAAAUUGCGCUUCUUAUUUAAAAGAAACACGGCAAUGUUUUUUGACAUUAGCGGGAUAUUUACAAGUUUUGCGUACAUUUGUAAUGGAAACGCAGCUACUGAUUACCAGACAAAAUAACUUUUUAGGUAAAUUGCAUUUGAUCCCUACUUAAUUUUUUAUCCAAUUAAUGCGUUUUUUACUUAACAAAAAAGAAGUUAAUAACUGGAGAACACGUUAAUGGUUUUCCAGAUGCCACCCACAGAUUAAUUUAAAUUUUUUGUGUUUUUAAAAGAUUUCAAAAUGUCAACCCUCCUUUGCAAACAUUUAAAUUGAAGUUCUGAAACGAUGAAGAAACUGAUUCUACUGGCAAAUUGCAGCUAAAUUUUUUUAAAUUUGUGCAACAGAUCUGAAUGGAAAACGGCAGAGAUAUUUUCCCACACACAGCAUCGCUCCUCUUUCUCUUUCCUGCAUGGAAAAGGCAUUCCCAAAUGGAAACGGUUUCCUCUACAGUCCGGAUAAUAAACGGAGACACUCAGCAGCUUUUCCUGCAACAGAAACAUGCCAAAACACACCCAAAAACAAAAAGGUAAAAUGUUUCGUUAUGCAACAGCCUUUCAGUGCAAAAAAAACCAAACAAAGCAAAAAGCAGUCCCUCCUUUCUCACUACAGUUCGCUGGUUUCGGGUUUUUAACGUUUGUCUCAUGAUGUUAAUGUAUUUAACAGAAAUGUGAAUGCAUAUUUGUUCAGAAUCAACAGAAAAAAAACUAGCUCCGAGUUUGUGGUAAAUAACUACUCGCCUCUGUCAUGUUUUUAUUUUUCUACCUUCUUAUUUUGUUUUAAAGAUGAUGUAUGUUUGUACAUGAAGUGUGUGUGUGGGCGUGUGUGUGUGUGUAAGCGAUUAAUACUGUAUAUCUGGUGUUCUCUGAGAUGGAAACAGACGAAGAUGUUCUGUUUGGUUUCUCUUUUUGACUCUUUCAGAUCCUGCACAGUUACCUGUGGGUGUUUUAUUCAGAUAAACUAUGCCAGAGAAUGGUUUGUUUUUAUUUUUUAAAGCGACUGCUGAAUGUGAUUUUACUGAGAGAAAGAGAGAGAGAGAGAGAGAGAGAGAAGCGGUGUGGACUGGCUUUUUGUACGGGUUAAUUUAAAAGAAAAAAAGGCCAUAUUAUUUAAUUUUCUCUGUUGGCAGAAGGUUUAAGCAGAGCUGGGAGAGUGGAGCCUUGGUUUUCAGGGGAAGCAUUGAGUUUCUGACUGAUCUGUUUGGGUGUUUUUAUCAUUUUCUGCAUCCGUAGUAAAAAAAAAAAAAAAAAGACCAAAGCUUCAACGCGUUUGAUGGAUUUCAUAUGCAAACCUCAUCGUCACUGGACAACACAUAAUGUAGCGGCUCUUCUUCGUUUCUGGUUCUCCUGCGCGCUCGUUUUCGUCUUUUCAGAGUGGCCUAUCAGCGUUGAAACCCUGUGAUGUCCCAAAGUUUGCUCAGUUUAGACUCUGCCAAUGCCGUCUUUUUGAGCCCGAAGUGCUAUCACCUGUUUACAGGGAAAAAAACAAAAAACAUUGCAACCAUUAGCUAUGCACCUUACCUAAACAAGCAUUUCCUCAUUUGUAAUGUAGAAGUUACACUGGAGUGACACUAAGCCAUUCAUUUAAAGAUGAAAACAAACCCAUGCUUGAUGACCUAUCAGCUUUCAGUCUCAUUCUUCAACCGAAUACUUUAUACCAAACUUGAGGUGCCUCGUGUAUAUAUUUGCUGAUUAACAAUAACCUUGUUAACCAGGGUUUUUUUUUUUUAAUGAGAAAAAAAAACAAAUUUUUACUGUAUAAAUGACUUUUUUUUACACAUGUAGAUUAAUCAGAUUAUCCCAGGAAUUUGCAAAUACAAUCUAAUUCUGCACUUUAUAUAUCCGGAUCCGCUCGGGGUGAAAAAGGCCUUUAAGUCAGAUUAGCAUUCGGAGAUAAAGUGGCUCCUGAAAGUCUACAAAACUCAGCUAAAAUGCAAAGUUUGACCUUUAGAUCAUGAUAAAUCAUUUCAAAACUUUUUUCCACUUCUGUUGUGUCAUAUUUUUUGUAUUCGUCUGAAAAACAAAGUAUUUUAAAAGUAGUAUUGUUUUCACAUCCUAAAUCAGUAUUUAGUGUUCUGUUUGUUAGCAUCUUGGGAAGUUUUUUAAGUCUCUCUGAAGUCAAAACAUAUUUUCAUUUAUACCGCGGAAAUUUUUAAUCGCCUUAUUCUGAAUUAUAUUCUUGUGCAAUGAGGCUUCCAAUGGUGGGCUAACCUGCUAAUGUGCUAAUAGCAGAGCUACAUUUUUGUAUAGCACCUUAGCUGUCAAUAUUAGCUUCUGAGAUGGUUCCAAGAUUAUUUAAUCUGUCAAUUUUAAUCCAUAUAAAUGUCUAAAUUGAACUGUUAACGUAGGAAGUUAUAAUUGUUCGCAAGUAUUACUGGAUUUCAGUUAUUUAUGAAGGUGUUGGCGGAGCUAAUUCUUUGCUAAGCUAACUUUGAAAACAUUUAGCGCACUUAGCUUCCCAUAAAUUAAGAAAGUUUGUGUUUACUUGGCUGUGUUGUAAACUUUCAGUUGAAUAAAUUUCGGCACCUGUGUUCUAAUUAUCAUGCUCUUAUUUUUAAUUGGAGAAGAUUGUUUACGGAGCAGUUUACUUUCCUCAAUCUUUUUUUUCCACCUCACGUUCUCCUCCCACGAUAGUGACGCUUAUUCUAUACCCAUAAUGCAUUGCUGUACCAGUUUAAAGUAUACUGACCGAAGCCCUUCCGUGUAGCAACAGAGUUAGCAACACUCAAUGACUAUAAAACUAAAAUGAGAAUUUUUUCCCGCCAAAUAAUCAAUACCUGAAGCACAACCAUGUAGACGUGUGCAACAACAAUUUUUCGAUAUAAUGUUUGUUUUUUAUUUUUAGCUGGUUGAAUUUAGAACGUUAGCAUUAGCCAAAUGCCAUAUUGGAAUAGCGCUUCAGCGUUAGCUCAACUGACAUUUUGGAUUAGCGGUUUUUACCACUGGAAACUUUCCGUCUUAUUUUGUGCAUUUAUCUCCCGCUAUCGUUUCUUUCUGGUUAAUCAGAUUUAUUGAAAAAUUGAUGUUAACUGCCUACAGAAGAAAAGUGAAUGCUGAAAGUGAAUUUAUUAAAGUUUCAAAAAGUUGUGCAACAAAGUUGUUUUACACAAACGAACCUGUUUUUGUUUGUUCUUCAAUUGAAUUAAGCAGAAAAUUUGUUGAAAUAAUUAUAAAAAGCACCAUUUUCGGUGGGUUUUGUAGACUUUUGAGAGCCGUUUUAUGGUAAAAAUUUAAGUUCAGGUGAACUGGAGCCAUUGUGGGGAAACAAAAACAAGCUAAAAACUGUACACAGCAGCUGCUUUCUCUGUGGGUUUAUCGUAAUAACUAUGCUGUUCUUCUUCAGGUGACAUCCUCUCCCUCCUUUCUGCGCUGUUGAACUCUUAAAAUCCUCCUUUCUGGCUUGAACUCUGAACAUUCCUGCUCCUGGCCGUUUUCUGCAGCAGCGUUCGCUUUCCUCUCUUUCUCUCUCUCUGUGUCAGUGGGAAGUGUGAGACCUUACCUCUUACCUGUCCAAACGAUUGUGCACUGAUGUAAACGACAACGCACCACUCGUGUCGCUUGUCUUCUCUGUUUUUGCUUGUGUUUUUUUGGGAGUCCCUGCGGCGGUUUUUUAUUUUUUAAAGUUGUUGAACAACCAGGACUUCCUUCCAGCUCAUUCCUAAUGCAGGUUUUCGAAGCUAUUCUCACCACGGCGUCAGUUGUCGAGUAUUAUAAAUGCUGCCUUAAGCAAAGGUUUAGUUUUUUCUCACCACUUUUGUUUCUCUGGGUGGAUAUUUUAAGAGUAGAGACCAAGGUUCCACUUCCUCCCUUGUAAAAAUUAAUAUAAAUAGAUAUAUAAAUAUAUAGACAAAUAUAUAAUAUACAUUUUACUCAUUUCUUUGUCCAGUUUUGUAUAUAAAACUCAUGUAAAGUUUGUUUUUAAAGGGGCAUCAGAGCAGCUACUACAAGACAAUAUGAGUGACAGUGUUCACCUGGGAGAAUUUUAUGCAUGUUAUGUUUUCUUUUUCUCUCUCGGACUCUUUUAAAAAACCCUCAGACCCUCCCGCUCUCUCUCGUUCAGGUGUGUAACGUGAAAAUAAAAGAAAUCUACCUUUUUCUUUGGGAAUGUUGUAGACAAUCAGUCUCAGGCCGGGUCCAGUCCCAGCGGGGAGUGAGAGCCCUGGAGGCUAUAAGACAAACUAAACUCUUUUAUUUUUUAUUUGUUUUUUUGUCUACUGGAAGUCCAAACUCGGAGGUUUGUUCAUUCAUAUGUUCGUGGCUGCUCUCAAGUUUACACAGAAACACACACACACCGACACACACUUCUCGACUACACUCAAAACACAAACACCUCGUGCAUUUGGUCCCUCUGCUUUUUGUUUCCAAGGUGAGGAUGCCAACCUUGUGGAAAUGAUGCUUUGACUAACAAAUCUAUAACAUCUAUGAAUGUGGGAAUGCAACACAUUGCAAUAAAAGCACCAUCUGAAAUGCAA
This is a messenger RNA of Xiphophorus hellerii (green swordtail), 12588 nucleotides long. It is a transcript of the gene ncoa1, whose product is annotated as nuclear receptor coactivator 1. The transcript has 22 exons. Gene Ontology annotation, cellular component: nucleus. Lineage: Eukaryota; Metazoa; Chordata; Actinopteri; Cyprinodontiformes; Poeciliidae. The coding region runs from base 896 to 5236 and encodes 1446 amino acids. Gene Ontology annotation, molecular function: protein dimerization activity; nuclear receptor binding. Gene Ontology annotation, biological process: positive regulation of transcription by RNA polymerase II; cellular response to hormone stimulus. The record is from RefSeq and is a predicted model, not a curated record.